UGCGCCGUUCGAAUCGCAGGCGAAUCAGCACCACCCAUCGUCCAUUCAACGAGCGACCACCCACAACCCACCACCCACCGCCCACCAGCGAAGCGGGGCCGCAAGGUUGGCAAAAUACAAUUAUUCGAGCGCGAAUCCGCGGUGGCUGAUUUUUUGAAUUGAAUUAGAUUGAAUUAAAUGGCACACAAAGUUGCCAGUCGCGUGAGUCCUUCGUGUGACUAGCUAUUCGCAUAAAAAAAGGAAAGGAUAUUCAUUUGCCAUUUGCCAGUGUGUCAGUGCUUGUCGUGUCGGGUCAGUUGAGCGUUCAAGGACUCUGCUGCAGCAAACCAUACAAAAUAGCUUGAAAAACCAGUGCCCCGAAACAACAAUAUGUGUGCAAUAAAGGCGAGAAACGUGACAGCAACGUGCCAAUAAGGCGAAGGCAUUGAAAAGCUGAAAGGAAAACACAUUUCGAGAGCAUUGGCAACGGAAAGACGAGAAAAUAUUGCAGUUACCCCAACUUACUCUAUAACGUGGGCACAAUGCAUUUCUGGAUUGACAAGCGAUCGCAACAGUGCGGAUUUGGACGCUCCCGCGUGGCGGCCUCCUUGUCGCAUGCUGGCAGUGGCCUCAGCUACGGCCAUCCGCCACGAAGGACCAAGUCGAGCAGCUGCAGCAGCAACAAUGCCGGCGGCAGUGGCCAGUCGAUGCCCCCGGUGCACCGAUCCCUGCCCCAGACGCCCUACGAUCUCCACCAGCCGGGCACAAGUCGUCAGUUGCAGUCGCAGUCGUCCUAUGGCAACAACAACUCCCAGCAGCAGCAUCACAUGUUGCAGCAACAUUCCAGCGGUGGCAGCAGCAACAACAACAACCUGGCUGCCACCGGCACAACAACAACUGCCAGCAACAACAACAAUGCCAGCGGAAUAGCCUCCUCGGCAGCUGUCCUCACCGGAAGUGGCACCAUCGUUCCCCUGGUGGCACGUGGCUCCCACUACAGCCACCACGGCAGCACGCGCUAUCAGCCAAGGUCGCAGCAGCAGCAACUGUUGCACCAGCAGCAGCAGCAACAGCAACAUCAGCAGCAGCAACAUCAGCAGCAGCAGCACUACAGCUAUCACCAUCCACAAUUCGGCAACAUGGCCGUGCCCAUGAGACAUUACGAUGCACAUCAGCAGCAGCAAUAUUCGGGCAAUGUCUAUGCCGAUGAUGCAUACAGCGCCUAUCACCACACCGCCCAUCACCAGCACAGCAGCAAUCACUCGACCAGCGGCAGCAACAACCAGCGACAAUCCAACGCCUACGCCACGCCCCGUCGCCACAACUCCAGCAGCAACAUGCGACACUCGGCAGCAACAACAGCAACAUCAGCAGCAGCGGCAACAUCCACGGCAGAGGCAGCAACCAUGGCCAGUCCAGCGGCAACAGUUGCUGCCGUACCUGCUGCAACAACGCACCACAGCAACCAGUUGCAGCAGCAACAUCAUGCAUUGCUGCAGCACGCGGACUCGCAAUUGCUUCCGGGUCAUUUGAAGUGCGGCAUGUGUGCCUCCCUGGUGCUGGCCUCCGUUUUUGUGGCCGGAACGAAGUUCUACUUCGACCACCAGGGCACCGGACUGGAGGUGCUGAUCUUCUGCGCCUUCUCGGCCACCUUCUUCCUGGCCGCCUGCCUGGUCAGUCUGUGCCGCAUUCCCAAGGGCCUGCUCUCGAGUUCCAGUCGAUCGGAUGGCCGGGCAGCCGUGAGCCACAGUCGUGGUGUGAACUCCUCCGUGACGGGAUCAGGAUCGGGAGCGGCCCAGUCCGCCGGCUGCCUGCUGGAGAUGACCGAGGCUCGAUACCUGGAGGAGCUUCAGAUGUCCCCAGUGGGCGGGACGACCUCUACGGCUGGUCCGCCGCCCUACCAUAUAGCCAUUUUGCUGCCGGAACAGACGCCGGCGACAAUGGGCAAACAACUUCCGCUGGAUGAAUCACCGCCGCCAUCGUAUGACAAGAUUCUCGUAUAGGCUGUCGGGGAAUUGAGCCUCUCUUAGAGUUCGCUAGCCCUCAACCUCGACCUUCCCCCUCCCCAAUGCACAAUGCCAAGUACUUUUGCUCAGUAUUUUUCUAAACAAACGAUAUCACAGUUUAUAUGAACAUUUACACGGCAUAGAUUUACAGACAUAAUUAUAUAUAUAUAUAUAUAUAUCAGAUAAACAUUUACGAAUACAUGGAUAUUUACUCUUAAGCUCCGAAUAAUAUUUUUACACUUUCUAUGCCCCUAACUAGAAACCAAAUUCUUCCACACUCGACCCUCGAACAUGUCAUAUUCUACUGUCAUUUUUGUUCUGUGAUAUGCUCAAGAGAUCAAGAAAUCAUAUGCUAUAGUGUUAUGUUAAACCACUAGCUACCAAAAACCACGACAAACCAAUGCAACGAGAAAAGAUGUAGAAAUAGCCGAAACAGAAAAUAAAUAAUUCAAUCAGUAUUAGUAGGCAGUUAAGUAAUAAAUUAACCAAUCAAAUGCCCAGUUCUCUUAAAAAAUACUACAACAAGAGUGCAAUAUAUUAAGUAAAUACGACAUAUAUUAAAUA
Molecule: messenger RNA, 2549 nt
Organism: Drosophila subpulchrella
Lineage: Eukaryota; Metazoa; Arthropoda; Insecta; Diptera; Drosophilidae
Product: protein kinase 4
Exons: 3
Coding region: 522-1982 (486 amino acids)
Source: RefSeq, a predicted model, not a curated record